Plasmodium vivax (malaria parasite P. vivax) is the source of this 732-nucleotide messenger RNA. RefSeq names its product 30S ribosomal protein S6, puatative. Gene Ontology annotation, molecular function: structural constituent of ribosome; rRNA binding. NCBI's taxonomy places the organism in Eukaryota, Apicomplexa, Aconoidasida, Haemosporida, Plasmodiidae. The record is from RefSeq and is a predicted model, not a curated record. Gene Ontology annotation, biological process: translation. Gene Ontology annotation, cellular component: ribosome. The transcript is spliced from 2 exons. The coding region runs from base 1 to 732 and encodes 243 amino acids.
AUGCGACUACUCCCCCUUCUGCUCGCCGCCCUCCUCACCACUUUGCAAAGCCCCCUUGUUGCUCGUCGGCCCCAACCGCACGCAGUCCUGGGGAUUGCCCCAGUGCGGCCCCAAGCAGGCACGGCAGGAGGGUGGGCAUUCAUCGGAGGAGGCAUCAAUCCAGUUAGCAGGUGGAGCAGUCCCCUUAAGGGUGCACAGCAGAGGGGAGGCGCUCCUGCCACCCGGGGAGGAGGACGGAGGAGCCCUUUCAAGCUGAGGGGCUCCCUAAACGAUUACAUCUACAAGCUACUCCUCCGGAGAUUUAAGAAGGUCACACACAAAAGUCAAAUGAACAUCUUCAAGUCUGUGCUGUCCCCCCGAAGUAGCUACAACGUAGAUCUCCUCUUUUCCUGUAACUUCACCAUAAGUGAAAUUAAAAAGAAAAUCGCAGAAUACACUUAUGAGUUAAAGCUAGUGGAUGGAGAGGCAUUCCGAGCUCUUUAUUUGGGCAAGAGGAGGCUAGUGAGGCCCAUCAAGAAGCAGAUGGAGGCCUACUACGUCUUGUUUUCCUUUCAAAUGUACCCCUCCCUCAUUCACGAGAUUAAGCGGAAGCUCCGCCUGCAGGACGCCGUCUUGAGAUUCAUGGUGACGAAAAACGAAAAGACGUCCCGGAACCUCGCGUACGCGGAGAAUGAACCCGUCAGGCAGGGGCUGGCCGCCACCGAGGCGCAGUUUUUUAAGACGGCGGACUGA